AUUUUUUCGUACGCAGCAUAUUUUUUUUGUCACUUCUCAAUUACAAAACCACGAAAUACGUAUUUAAAACGCAAAAUUCGCUUGCGCUGCUGGCAGAGCAAAUAUAUUGAGCAAAGCACGCAAUAACAUUGCUUGCAACUGGCGUAAAACACGUAGGCGAAGAAGCACGACCGAUAAAAAAAACAGGCAAAGGCAACUCCGGCCGACACCGAAACGUGAAUGUAAAUGUGAAAGCGAACCGAAUCCGCGGCAAGGAAGUGCAACACAACCACAACGAUACGGUACAACAAAGCGAAGCCAGCAGAGCAAAACAUAUGUUUGUUAUAAACAAAAAGAAUUAGGCGCAAUCUCCAUGAUAACUAUAUACAAAAUACGCUCGCCUAUUGUGUAAACAAUUGCAAGCAGCAGCAGGCACAACAAGACUCAUCUACUAGCGCAGCAUCAACAGAAGCAUUGAAAACACAUUUUCAACUUGCUUUUAAACUGCAACACUCCGGUCCAUAUUGCAAGCAAAUAUACAUUAUAUAUAUAUAAAUAUAUAUAUAAAUACAAAUACAAAUAUAGAUAUUUAUCGUCUGUUGUCAAUAUCAAAUCGGGAGUUGUUUAAGAGUUGCAGCGACAGCAACAAUUAAAAAUGGCCGCUGCCACCGCCGACGUUGUUAAUGCAGUGAACGACUGCUUCAGUAUCGGAUCCACAGUGCUCUGUACGACCUGUUUUAAGGAGGAGGUGGAGGGAGAGGUGCUCGCGUUCGACCACAACACAAAAAUGCUUAUAUUGAAAUGUCACUCGAAAACAUCGGGAGAACUGAGUGAUGUUUAUGUGAUGAACCUAUCGCUGUGCAGUAACGUGCAGGUGACCAAGGAAUGCAAUGGAAACUUCAUUGAUGAUCCUCAAAAGCUCAACUUGGAACAGGUUAAAAUGCGCCUACGUAAAACAGUAGAGAGACGGCAAGACUAUCUCAAGUCCAAAAAUGCCGAUGUGAGUCCAGAAGCACAAGAGCUCUAUCGAGCGAUAGCCAAACAGCUUGGGUACAAUGAAGUUUCCUGGCAGGGAGCAAACAUACAAAUAUUAAACGAAGUUACCGUCUCGCCGCCUUAUAGGGUGGACAAUGUUGUCUCCAGUUCGGAUAACGAUACUGCGUGCAAAUACAUUAAACGAAUUAUCACUCAGUUUUUCAACACGAGACCUUCUCCGGCUCAGGAAAAUGCGCAUGGCACGGCCAGCGCUUCGUCGGCAUCCGUUUCGCCCACAUCCUCAUCUAUAUCAUCGAGUAACGCAGCUUCAGGAUCACCGGUUCCCGCUAACUAGAAAUAAAAAAGAAAGAAAACAAAAAAAAAAAAACAUAUUUGCUUCAGAAAUGAA
Drosophila novamexicana is the source of this 1363-nucleotide messenger RNA. RefSeq names its product LSM12 homolog A (gene Lsm12a). The record is from RefSeq and is a predicted model, not a curated record. The transcript is spliced from 5 exons. NCBI's taxonomy places the organism in Eukaryota, Metazoa, Arthropoda, Insecta, Diptera, Drosophilidae. Bases 635 to 1309 code for a protein of 224 amino acids. Gene Ontology annotation, molecular function: RNA binding.